Messenger RNA from Exophiala aquamarina CBS 119918, 480 nucleotides. RefSeq lists its product as uncharacterized. The transcript is spliced from 2 exons. Gene Ontology annotation, cellular component: negative cofactor 2 complex. The record is from RefSeq and is a predicted model, not a curated record. NCBI's taxonomy places the organism in Eukaryota, Fungi, Ascomycota, Eurotiomycetes, Chaetothyriales, Herpotrichiellaceae. Gene Ontology annotation, molecular function: TBP-class protein binding; general transcription initiation factor activity; protein heterodimerization activity. Bases 1 to 480 code for a protein of 159 amino acids. Gene Ontology annotation, biological process: RNA polymerase II preinitiation complex assembly; negative regulation of transcription by RNA polymerase II; positive regulation of transcription by RNA polymerase II.
AUGUCCGACAAGGACUUCGGAGGCAACGACGACCUGUCGCUGCCCAAAGCGACCGUGCAGAAGAUCAUCUCGGAGAUCCUGCCACAGCUGCCGCACGACCCCACCCCGUCCGGCGGAGGCGACAAAGGUGAAAUGACCUUCACCCGGCCGGCGCGCGACCUCUUGAUCUCCUGCUCCCUCGAGUUUCUGCGCAUGCUGUCGUCCGAGUCGAACGACAUCUCGGAGCGCGAGUCGAAAAAGACCAUUAGUGUCGAACACGUCGAACAAGCACUGACGGAUCUCGGCUUUGGCACCUACAUUGAAGGCUGUCGGGGCGUCGUCGGAGAGUGGCAGGAGGUCCAGAAGAAGCGCGUCGGAAGAGGCGAGAAGAUGCGUAACUUCGGCGGCUUCGACAAGAUGGGUGAGGAUGAGCUGCGCAAGAUGCAGGAGGCUCUGCUUGGUGAAGCCCGUGGGCGCAUGGAAGGUCAAGGGGAGGCAUAA